This is a messenger RNA of Odontomachus brunneus, 3328 nucleotides long. Its product is annotated as angiopoietin-2. The transcript has 11 exons. The record is from RefSeq and is a predicted model, not a curated record. Lineage: Eukaryota; Metazoa; Arthropoda; Insecta; Hymenoptera; Formicidae. Bases 1124 to 3328 code for a protein of 734 amino acids.
CUCUCACAGUUGACCGAAACUGCGUGCUCUCGUCGGUUAUCCGCGAUCGGCCGAUCGACCGACUGUCCAACCAACGAACGAACCAAUCGACGUGCUAUGCCAUAGCGUGUUUCGCCUGUUUCGUGAGAUAUACCUAUAUUCGUGCUCCGACAUAGCGGAUUUAUUGCGUCCAUAAUAGUCGUCUAUCUUCGAAGGAUUCAAUCAGCAAGAUAAGAAAAAGGAUAUAAUAACGACAAAUUCGUAAGAAGAAAAAAAAAAUCGAAAAAAAAUAAAUGAAAAGAGAACAGAAAACAGCGAGUGCGCGAUAGAUAUUUGAACUUCAUGUGGAUAAUCGAUCAGUGCUUCAAACAAAUAGUGAGAAAAAUUAGUAUCCCGAGCGUACAGUUUUUGACGAAGUAAAGAACAAUUGAAGAGAAACGCUUUUCUUCAAAUGACAUAAUUUAACAGAUAAUCAUUCCCUCGAUUGCACUCUACUUCAGAAAACAAAAAGAAAAUAAAACAAAGAAAAGAAAGGAAGAGAAUGUGAAAGAGCACAUAUCAGCAUUGAUAUCAUCUUUCGCUCGAAAAUCUUGUGAUUAUCGAUUCCAAAAAGUGUGAUUGUGUGGAUAGGAAACUAUACAUUGACAUAACACAAUUUAUCUAUUCUUAUAUUAUUUUCAAGUUGCGGAGAUUGUCCUAGCUUAUGUGGCAUUGACAAUGUGUUAACAUGUUCUCACGUUCCUUCAGUGUAUAUAAGUUGCUUACGUCCGACUUGUGAAAAACUUCAGACGCGUGCAAAUAAAAUUUAUAAUAUAAGCGAGUUUAAAUCGCUAUUUUAUUUAACGCGUCGGCAAUAUUAUAUGAAAAAUCGAAGUGUAUUUACGACAGAAGUGAAUAAGUGAGUGUACAGAUGAUAAGCUAAAUGUAUAUACACGAAUGCAACAAAGAUAGACAAAAAGCAAAAGAAGAAAGUAGAGAGUGUAUCUGAAAUAUUUAUUUUUGCGAUAGAUUCGUUUAAUUACGAUUCGAUAUUAUCCACAUAAAUUACAGUAUUCAUGUAAUUAUGCACCGUUCACGUCGUCGAAUAUAGUCGAUCGACGUUGUUUUCAUUGAAUCCGAUCAGUUGACAGAACAUUUUGCAAUUAUGAGACAAACGGUGCUUAUUAUCAUGUGUUCUUUGGGCUUUGUCUUAGCGGGAAGUCCAAGAUUACCACGAACAUCCGCUGAUCAGCGUGGUACACGUGGCGCGAGCCAAAAUAAUACUAGCACUACAUUAUCAUCUUCUCGCAAUUCACAACGGAACAGAGAACAAUACCUGUUCAAUGUCUUCGAAGUAAUAGUAUCAACUUUAGAAUCAAAGUUACAACGGAUUGAGAAUUUAGACAAAGCAGUGGAACAUUUGAUGAGAAGAGUGGAAGCUCUAGAUUCGCGUGUAAAUGAUAAUAUCGACAAGACGGAUGCGGUUAUUACGAAACUGAGAACAUUAGAUCUGAAACUCUUCAAUGCAUACCCGAUUAUGUCAUCGGAAGCCAUUCAUACGGCAAGGGUUACUGAAAAUAAGAGCAGAAGUUAUACUGAAAGUACUCCGACGAUACGCGUGAUGCAUCAUGAUCGCAACGAACGUGCUCCGGAAACGCUAGGUGAGAAAUUAGUAUCUUUGGAUCAGAAGGUUUCCGAUAUCGAUCAUAAGUUAGUUAAUCUUAAGAAUCAGCUUGACAAUAAUUUCUUACAAAAUGAUGAUAUAAAUGCCGAGGCAAGCGAGAAAAAGCCUGUUAGUAUGAGUGUAAUUGAGAUUACUAAAGCUAUGAGUAACGAAGUAAUGAAUCAUAUGACGAUCGAAAUCGAGAAUCUCAGACAGGCGACAGGUAGUAUGGAUCGGAAACUUCAAUUCCACAUGAAUUUGGUGUCCGAUAAUCUCGGAGCAGUGUAUAACAUGCUUUCUGACGUACACGAGGCUAUCGUUGAUAAAAAUUCCGGAAAUGACCGACAAAUUCUUAACUUAACGACGACUGAAGCUCCAAUAAAACAGAGUAAAAUUGAUCGCCUCGUCGAACAAAUGUAUCCGAUGCUUACAGUUUCUGAAAAAAUGGAUGAAGUUUGGAAUGUAGUAAUGGGCACUAAAAAUUCGGUGGACGACCUAUUGCCAAAGUCCGACGAAUUGCUUACUCAAACACAGAGACAAGAAAGAGCGAUUAGCGAGAUUCAUGCAGAUUUAAGAUCAAAAACAAAUAAAAUCAUCGAAAAUUUGGAGGGUGUCGAAAGCCGUUUGAAGAAACAAGAAGAUGAUGUGGCUACUCUCUCGCAACGUCCAAUACCAGCGGAAUUAUUACUAGAUCCAACGAUCGAUCGACUCGUCGAGUACGAUCCAAGCAGAUACAUCAGUGUAACCGAAGAUUUUUCAACGGAGAUACCUACAACGUCUAUAUUGCCUACUGUUGCACCGUCUUUAUCAACAACAACAUCGAUAUCGUCAGUCGCUUCGCCUUCGAACAAUCCUGCGGUCUCCACAACUCCCAUGACAGCAACAUCAUCGAGUACACCCAGAUCAACCAGUAGAAAUCGUGGAGUCAUCUUCCCAAGCGUGAAAAACAAACCGAGUCUAGCGAACUCCAGUUUUACUAGUGAUAUAUUGAUUAAUUAUAAGGAUGUUAAGGGUUAUUCUUGCGUAGAUUUAUUAAACGCAGGAAUGAGAGACAAUGGAGUCUACUAUCUUCAAAUACGCGGCACGACAUAUUGGUUUCUGAAAGUCUAUUGCGAACAGGAAAUCGCCGAUGGUGGUUGGACGGUUAUCCAAAGAAGAGAUGAUUUUGGAGAACCAAAAGAGAAUUUUAAUAGAGAUUGGGCAGAUUAUAAAAAUGGAUUCGGAGAUCCUGCUAAAGAGUUUUGGCUAGGCAAUGAAAACAUAUAUAUGUUGACAAAUAACGAAGAUUACAUGCUUAGAGUUGAACUUGAAGACUUCGAAGGUAACAAAAGGUAUGCUCAAUAUUCACAUUUCAAGAUUUAUUCAGAAGGAGAGUAUUAUAAAUUGGAAAUAGAUGGUUACGAAGGAAAUGCUGGAGAUUCAUUAAACGAUCCUUGGUACGGGUCAAACAACAGUCCGUUCUCUACAUAUAAUAGAGAUAACGAUAGAUCAUCGUUGAACUGUGCUUCGAUGCUUAAGGGUGGCUGGUGGUGGAAGUCUUGCGGGCGUGGUUUAAACGGCCUUUAUCUGAACGAUCCACAAGAUCUUACCGCACGACAAGGUAUUGUAUGGUUCCGCUGGAGAGGCUGGGAUUAUACCCUAAAACGUGCAUUAAUGAUGAUUAAACCGAAAGGUCCAACUACAACAACAACAACGACAACAGUGUAA